AUGGCUCCGGACCUCAACUCAAUGCCGCCAUCGCCGAUGAAGGCGCAGGCACCUGCCGCGGAAGCAGUACCAAGACUCGAUGGCAACACCUCCAAUGGCACGCGCCAGAAGCAACCCAAUAUCCUCUACAUCAUGGCGGACCAGCUAGCCGCGCCGCUUCUCAAGAUGUACAACCCAGACUCGCAGAUCAAGACUCCUAAUCUCGACGCCUUAGCAGCGGAAUCAGUCCAGUUCGACAGUGCCUACUGUCCCUCACCACUCUGUGCCCCUUCCCGCAUGAGCAUGAUCACUGGAUUGCUGCCCAUGAAGAUUGGCGCUUACGACAACGCUGCACAAAUCCCCAGCGACAUUCCAACAUAUGCACACUACCUACGCAUGCACGGGUAUAAGACAGUUCUGGCAGGCAAGAUGCAUUUCAUUGGCGACCAACUGCACGGCUACGAGACACGCUUGACCAGUGAUAUCUACCCCGGCGAUUUUGGCUGGGCGGUGAAUUGGGACGCGCCCGACACCAGGCUUGAGUGGUACCACAAUGCCAGUUCCAUUCUACAGGCCGGUGUUUGUGUGCGCAGCAACCAGCUGGACUAUGACGAGGAGGUUAUGUACCGGUCCAAGCAAUUCCUUUAUGACCACGUCCGCCAGGGUCCGGAUGCCCGUCCUUUCUGUUUGACGGUAUCUCUUACACACCCGCACGACCCUUACACGAUCGAGAAGAAGUACUGGGAUCUGUACGAGAACGUGGAUAUUGCGCUACCCAAGGUGCAGAUCCCCAAGGAGGAUCAGGAUCCGCACAGCAAACGCCUGCUCAAGGUGUGCGACCUGUGGGACCAGGAGUUCACCCCUGAACAGAUCAAGCGAGCUCGAAGAGCCUACUACGGCGCCGUCAGUUACGUAGACGACUGCAUUGGCAAGCUGCUAGACGUUGUGAAGGCGUGCGGGUUGGACGAUAACACGAUUGUUGUCUUUAGCGGCGAUCAUGGCGACAUGCUGGGCGAGCGCGGUCUCUGGUACAAGAUGAGUUACUUCGAAAGCUCAGUUCGAGUCCCCUUGCUUGUGCGGCCGAGCGGCCGGGGUGAGUUUUUACCGCACCGGGUCACACAGAAUGUCAGCACGUUGGACAUGCUCCCGACACUUUGUGAUCUGGUGGGUACCAAACCCUUGGCUGGACUACCCAUGGAUGGUAUUAGUCUACUCCCGCAUCUCCAGGGCCGCUCUGAGGAGGGUCAUGACACGGUUCUGGCCGAAUACACUGGCGAGGGCACGGUCAGCCCUUUGAUGAUGAUUCGUCGCGGGCCGUGGAAGUUUGUGACCUGCCCUGCGGAUGGGCAGCAGUUGUUCAACCUGGCCGAAGAUCCGGACGAGGUGGUGGAUUUGGUCAAGGUGCUGGCUAAGAAGAAAGCGCAGAGUGGAGGAGGUACCAGCGAGGCAGACGAGAAAAUUCAGUCUGUACUGGCAGCUUUCCAGAAUGAGGCCGAUAGUAGGUGGGAUUAUGCAGCCAUUACCGAUGAGGUGCUAAGUUCGCAGAGGAGACGGAGACUGGUGUGGGGUGCGCUGAAGAAGGGCAAAUUUACAAGCUGGGACUAUAAUCCAAUUGAUGAUGGACGGGAGAACGCCACACUUGAGAAGCAAAACUUCAUUCUUGCAAAGAACAUCGACUCCCUAAUCGGCGUUACGAAAGACAACGCCAAUCUGUUUUCCAGGAUUGUCGUACAUCCAUCAACAAAUUUCCCAGGUCGCGAAUAUGAACAAAUCCUCCAGCAACUUCUCCGGAAGAAACUCGAGCCCAGCGUCGAGUCCAGCGUCGAGGCGGCCAGGGAAGCUGCUGCUGCGGCAGGCAUAGAGCCCAGUAACUUUGUGACCGAUGACGCAGCCAGGAGUGGUAGUCGCAGGCGCAAGAGUGCCACAAACUACGAUAGCGACAGCGACGGCGAUGAGGAGUAUGCUGGACCUGAAGAGGACGAAUAUGCCGACGAGGACGGCGAGGGUGGGCAGAAGGAGCCGCUGGGUCUAGGGGAUGUCUGGCACGCCAUUCGAAUGUGGAGUAUAGAGCGUCUGGGAAUCUAUGGCAGUUUGGAGGAGCCAAAGAUGUUCACACCUGAGGAGCGGGCGAUGGGAAUCGACAAAGUGCGCACAGGGUUAAAACGCAAUUUGGCAGAGCUAGAGCCUGAUGACGGUGAAGGAGAGGAUGAUGAAGAUGAUGAGGAGGAAGAGGGCGUGGAGGAACCCGGAAAGAUCCAGGAGCAUACGCAGCAGCAGGCACAACAGCAACCGUUGCAACAAGCAUCUCAGGAUCCAUCCUUGGACACCGAAUACCUACUGUGGUUCGGUGCGCGCGGAGACCUGGCCAUGCCGAUAACAGUGGAACGCUUGUCGGACACGUAUGAGCAGGGAAGGAGGGUAGUUACGAGUAGAAAAUAA
This is a messenger RNA of Pyricularia pennisetigena, 2418 nucleotides long. RefSeq lists its product as uncharacterized. Gene Ontology annotation, biological process: regulation of transcription by RNA polymerase II. The record is from RefSeq and is a predicted model, not a curated record. NCBI's taxonomy places the organism in Eukaryota, Fungi, Ascomycota, Sordariomycetes, Magnaporthales, Pyriculariaceae. The transcript has 3 exons. Gene Ontology annotation, cellular component: mediator complex. Bases 1 to 2418 code for a protein of 805 amino acids. Gene Ontology annotation, molecular function: transcription coregulator activity; sulfuric ester hydrolase activity.